AUGGGGGGCAGGUCCGCGAACAAAGCCGCUUACUUCGAUAAGCUGAAGGCGCUGCUUGAUGAGUACCGCUCGGUCCUCAUCGUCACUGUCGACAAUGUCAGCUCCCAGCAGAUGCACGAAAUCCGCCUCAGCCUGAGAGGCGAGGCCGUUGUCCUCAUGGGAAAGAACACCAUGGUUCGCCGUGCCAUCAAAGGCUUCGUCGCAGAUAACCCGGAAUAUGAGCGUCUUUUGCCUCACGUCAGGGGUAAUAUAGGUUUCAUUUUCACCAACGCUGACUUGAAAGAGGUCAGACAGAAGGUGCUUUCAAACAGGAUUGCUGCCCCUGCUCGUGCCGGUGCCAUCGCUCCUUUGGAUGUCUAUGUCCCCGCUGGGAACACCGGCAUGGAACCCGGUAAAACCUCUUUUUUCCAGGCUCUCGGUGUCCCUACCAAGAUUGCUCGUGGUACCAUUGAAAUUACCACUGAUCUGAAGCUCGUUGAGGCUGGCUCGAAAGUCGGUGCUUCCGAAGCCACGCUCCUCAACAUGCUGAACAUCUCUCCGUUUACCUACGGUAUGACUGUGGCUCAGAUCUACGAUGACGGCCAGACCUUCAGCCCCGAUGUUUUGGACGUUGGUGAGGAGCAGCUGUUGUCCAGCCUCCAGUCUGCCAUCCGGACCAUCACCACCAUAUCUCUGGCCACAAACUUCCCCACCCUGCCAUCCGUCAUGCAUUCGGUUGUCAACUCUUACAAGAACAUGAUUGCGAUUGCGCUCGAGACGGAAUACGGAUGGAGCGAGAUCGAAGAGCUCAAGGAUCGCAUUGCCAACCCUGAGGCCUAUGCUGCUGCCGCCCCUGCUGCCGAAGCUGCAAAGGGAGAAGAGACAAAGGAGGCUGCCAAGGAGGAGUCGGAGGCUGAGGAAAGCGAAGAUGAAGGAGGGUUUGGUGACCUUUUCGGUUAA
Histoplasma mississippiense is the source of this 939-nucleotide messenger RNA. Its product is annotated as 60S acidic ribosomal protein P0. Gene Ontology annotation, biological process: ribosome biogenesis; cytoplasmic translation; ribosomal large subunit assembly. Bases 1 to 939 code for a protein of 312 amino acids. Gene Ontology annotation, cellular component: cytosolic large ribosomal subunit. Gene Ontology annotation, molecular function: large ribosomal subunit rRNA binding; structural constituent of ribosome. The transcript is spliced from 3 exons. The record is from RefSeq and is a predicted model, not a curated record. NCBI's taxonomy places the organism in Eukaryota, Fungi, Ascomycota, Eurotiomycetes, Onygenales, Ajellomycetaceae.